AUGCUGGAAGUGUUUGCAUUGGUCUCAUCUGUAGGUUGCUGGCAUAAAACGGAUGAUGAGGAGGUCUGUCCUGAGCAGAAUGUAUCUGUACUAGAAGAGUCACAGGUCAUGGCUCCUACGACAGCGCCAACAACCCAGAGGACCCUUCUGUGUAAGCAGUGUGUCUCUGUGUUAAAGGAUAUUUUUCACCUGACCGAGUCACAAACUGGAGACUUUGAGCAGAAAGCCUUCUUCCGUGAUGCAUGUGUGAGAGACUUCUGUUUGAGUGCAAACCCUCACCAGCCACAGAGGGAAGCCAGUGGAGAGAAGCCCUGGACAGAAGACGUGGACAGGGCCUUGUUUGUGACCAGCUGCACCUUCUCCUUACCUUGGGUGCCUUCAACUAAUUGGGAGGUUGGGGAAGACUUCCCAGCCAUCCCAAACCUUCUCCAGCACCAGACUCCUCUCAGCUCUGAGGAGCCACACAGUGGUAGUGAGAUUUUACAGGAAUAUCUUGUUGGAAAAAGUGUUCACCAGACUUGUAACUAUGAAAUAUUUGGCAGCCACAACCAGGGAUUUGUUCAGCAUCCCAGUGCCUGCUCUGGAGAAGUGAAAUAUGAGUGUGACAGAGGUGGAGACGUUUUUAAACAAAACUUUCACCUCAUUCAGCACAGAAUAACUCACACUGGAGAAAAGCCCUAUAAGUGUGCUGAUUGCGGGAAGUCCUUUGGACAAAGGUCCAACCUCAUUUCACACCACAGAGUUCACACUGGAGAAAAGCCCUAUGAGUGUUCCGAUUGUGGGAAAUCUUUUACGAGAAAUAAUAACCUCCUUAACCACAAGAAAGUUCACACUGGAGAAAAACCCUAUGAGUGUUCUGAUUGUGGGAGAUGUUUUAGGACAAAUAAUAACCUCCUAAACCACAAGACCGUUCACACUGGAGAAAAACCCUAUGAGUGUACUGAUUGUGGGAAAUCUUUCAGGAGAAAUAAUAACCUCCUUAACCACAAGACAGUUCACACUGGAGAAAAACCCUAUGAGUGUACUGAUUGUGGGAAAUCUUUUAGGAACAAUAGUACACUCCUGAACCACAAGGCAGUUCACACUGGAGAAAAGCCAUAUGAGUGUACUGAUUGUGGGAAGUUUUUCAGGAGGAGGCUUCACCUCUUGGAACACAUGAGGAUUCACACUGGUGAAAAAUCUUUUGAAUGUAGUGUUUGUGGGAAGUUCUUUAGACUAAAGGGGCACCUCAUUAAACACCACAGAGUUCAUACCGGAGAAAAACCGUAUGAGUGCAGUGAUUGUGGGAAGUCUUUCAGACAAAGACGCUCGCUCAUGGACCACCACAGAAGUCACACUGGAGAUAAGCCAUAUGAGUGUGGUGAUUGUGGCAAGUCCUUUAGACAAAGACGUUCGCUCCUGGACCACCACAGGAGCCACACUGGAGAAAGGCCUCAUGAGUGUACUAAAUGUGGGAAACGUUUUAGCAGCAAACCUAGCCUUGUUAGACAUCUGAGAAUUCACAUUGGAGAAAAGCCUUAA
Messenger RNA from Pipistrellus nathusii (Nathusius's pipistrelle), 1521 nucleotides. NCBI's taxonomy places the organism in Eukaryota, Metazoa, Chordata, Mammalia, Chiroptera, Vespertilionidae. The record is from the annotation of a GenBank genome assembly.